AUGUAUAAUUUAUCAUACCUCACAAACAACUGUUCCGCAUUUCCUAGUCUCCCCGUCAACCCCCACCCGCCGAGCAAUGCAGAAGCGCCUUGGCACCGUCUCCGUAGCAGCGCACGACCACCACCACCAGUCCCAAUAGCAGGACCCGAGCCGGCCCAUCCCACUCCCGCGCUCUUUUUCCUCAUCAAACGGCGCGGAAGUCUGCCUGUCUCCGAAAAUACCCCAGCGGAAACCCAGGAGGACUACCAACACCCCUCGUUUGCCGACGAAGAUAACAAGAAACGCAAAGUCCGAUUCAAACGCGACAUCUUCUGUUUGGAGUUUGACCAGCUCCCGCUCUCUCGCCAGCCCAAGCGGGCCAAAGUCCUCCAGGAAGACCACGGGCCCGAUCCCCGGCCCGAUCCAGCUACUAAACGGAAAGGACAGCGGAGGAACACGGUCUCCGAGGAGUUGUGGGAUCCGGAGGAGCCAAGUGGGCGGGUGGGAGAACGUCAGAUGUACCCGGCCUUCGCCACGGUCAACCUCAGCGGCCUCUUGCUCUCCAACACUCCUCCCCCCAAUCCCGCCGAUGCCGCCCAUCUUCCCUCAGGUACCGCUGUCGACCCUUGCUCCAUCAUCCCUGCUUCUCCUCUCCUCUUGACACCGGUCUCCUUUCCUGGACCGCCGCCCGCCUCUCUUCUCACUGAGCUUCCGCACUAA
Puccinia triticina is the source of this 699-nucleotide messenger RNA. RefSeq lists its product as uncharacterized. Lineage: Eukaryota; Fungi; Basidiomycota; Pucciniomycetes; Pucciniales; Pucciniaceae. The transcript has 3 exons. Bases 1 to 699 code for a protein of 232 amino acids. The record is from RefSeq and is a predicted model, not a curated record.